AUGAAUAGUAAUAGCUCAACCAGUACUCAGAGCCUUAGUGGAACAACUAACCCAUGGAUUCAGAAAACAUUAAUGCCACAGUCAGGUGCUACAGAUGAUGAUAAUCUACCUAUAGCAGCUAUAUGUGGUAAACAAUGCUCUAACCUCCAGUGUAUAUGUGGUAAUAAAAAUGAUCCAUGCUGUUCGUGUAUGGAUAAUUUUAAAGAAAGCCGUGCUCAUGUACCCUCAUCAAAGAUAUCCUUGAAUAUAUAUUGUUAUCAGCCAUUUAAUGAAGAAGAUGGAUGUAACCCUACUCUAGUGAAAAUUAUAACAUGUUCUUGUAUAAACUGUAACAGCUGCUGUAAAUCAGAUACUAAGAAAAUAGAUUGGGUUAGUAUUAUCAUAUGUGAUAAAUGUUUUGGACCAGGUGGAUGGUGUUCGUGUGAAAACUGUGAUGUAGAAUGUAAUUUUGAUUGUAAUACCAUCAACUGUUUAUGUUUCACCAUCUAUAAUGGACCACAAGCUAGUGCAAGACAAUCACAAAGAAGUUUGAGACAUUCAGAAAGUUCUUCUAAUAACAGCCAAUAUUAUAGUGAUAAUGGUGAACCAAUCAAAUAUCCUCCAUUACCGUCCACAGAUCGCUCCUUUAUAUCUUAUCCAGAUUCUUCUAGAACCAUGAUUAGUUCCAUUAGCUCGGCUCCUUGCACUGAAAGAGAUGGUAGAUACUUUCAGAGAAGAUUGUCAUCUUCCCUGGAACUUCAAUCUGACUUUCCAUCCAACAGAUCCAUAAGAAGUACCAGCAGAUCUGCCAUUGCUCCUCACCAAGAUGUCCAACUGUUUGCACCCAGAAACCAAGCCAAUAUGAAUGGGGUGCAGCCGGUAUCUGGUAAAAAGUUAUCCAGCAAGAAAAAAGUCACAGAAACAAAGGUGAAAAUGUUGUCGAAUUCACAGAAAGGAGAUGAUGGUAACUUAAACACCAAUGCUAAAAGUGACACUCAGACGAGUGUUGCCACUAAUCCUGACAAUCAGCAGAGGAUUUUGAACAACACUGAGGGUAGAAACAGUGUCAGAUUUAGUCCAGAUGUUACUUCUACUACACAAAGUGCUUUACAUUCUGAAAGACUCAAUCAAUCUCAUGAUAUGGAGAACAGCAGCCGUCCAAACACAUCAUCAUCUGUAGCGUCAUCGAACUCUUUAUCUGCUACUUCAGAGGCUUUGCUAGCCCAAUACCAACUCAUGGAUGCUGAAAAAUUAACACCUAGAUAA
Lottia gigantea (owl limpet) is the source of this 1245-nucleotide messenger RNA. RefSeq lists its product as hypothetical. The transcript is spliced from 7 exons. The coding region runs from base 1 to 1245 and encodes 414 amino acids. The record is from RefSeq and is a predicted model, not a curated record. Lineage: Eukaryota; Metazoa; Mollusca; Gastropoda; Lottiidae.